This is a messenger RNA of Macrobrachium nipponense, 747 nucleotides long. RefSeq lists its product as uncharacterized. The coding region runs from base 137 to 616 and encodes 159 amino acids. Lineage: Eukaryota; Metazoa; Arthropoda; Malacostraca; Decapoda; Palaemonidae. The transcript has 4 exons. The record is from RefSeq and is a predicted model, not a curated record.
GUCACUCAGGUGACGAAGUUAAGGUCUUUGGGUAAGAAGUUGUCUCUGGCAGUGGUUUGGCGAUAACGAGUGUACGUCUGGUGAAGAAUCAUCGUGUGAUUUGUUGUGAAUAUUUCUGUACAAGGAGAAACGGAAGAUGAUUGUUAAGGUUUUAGUGUUUUCAUUCAUCCUUGGCUUUGUGAUGGGAAUGCCUGAUCAGGGAACGAAGACUGGCCACGAUUUUCUUGAACCCAAUGACGACGAUGAUGGAGAGUGGAAAGUUGUUGGAGAGUUGAUUUAUGACUUUAACGUGACUGCUGAUGACAGCAGCACAGAGGAAACCUUGCACGAUGCCAAUGACCCAAUGAUACUUUCAGAUGAAUUGUGCCACUCUCUUAUCAACGUUUACAGUGAUAUGCCUGAACACUUCGGCAGCACCCUGGCUGAUAUGAAACUGGACCAACCGUCUUUAUUCGGUUAUGCCAGGUGCUUUAGGACAAGGUAUGGCAUAAACUACAUUUGUCGAGGACCACUCUACAUAAACUACCGUGGCUACAGGUACUGCUGUGGCAACCCCAGUAGACUUCCUAUUCUUACAAGAAGGGGGUCCUUCAUCAGAUGCAGGUGCCCAUUUUAAGAUAGCUGGUGCAUAAAUUUAAUGUGUGAAGCAAUGUAAGCUCUUGUAAAUAAAGUUAGUAUUUAUAUCUUCACUAGCUUCUUAAAGCUCAAAUGGCUGUAUGGGUAAUAUAAAUAAAAUUAAGUUUUGGA